Messenger RNA from Oryzias melastigma (Indian medaka), 3788 nucleotides. RefSeq names its product ring finger protein 150b (gene rnf150b). NCBI's taxonomy places the organism in Eukaryota, Metazoa, Chordata, Actinopteri, Beloniformes, Adrianichthyidae. The coding region runs from base 480 to 1820 and encodes 446 amino acids. The transcript has 6 exons. The record is from RefSeq and is a predicted model, not a curated record.
GGAACGUCUAAGUCGCUUUAACGGGGGACGUUGGCCGAGUCAAAACAAUGCAGGUUAGCUAGCGUGUUGCUGCGCGCAAUUUGGGGUUUAAAGAGCAAAUAAACGAUUACCUUCCAUCUUAGCGACGCAUUGGGUUCCCUUUAGUGUUUUUCUUCGUUUGGGUUCGGUCACGACGUCCCUGUGGAUGAGUUAAUCUCCGUGUUUUCCGCGUUUCGGACUCCACCGUGGGUGUUUUUGUUUUGACCACGGCUGCAGAUGGAAGCAGAGACGGCUAGCAUGAUGCUGCUCGGGAGUCCGACGCCAGGGGAAGGGAGCGGCUGAAAAAUAAAUAAAAACGAGGCAAAAGCGUGAGUUAUAUUGACGUUUUAAAUAAAGUCUCGUUUAGUUCUAAGAUGGUGGAGUAGACGUCCCCGGAGUCCACGCUGUCGCGUUCCUCCCACCUACCGAGGAACGGCUCGCGCUCACCGGGGAGGACCACCAUGGCCCCGGGCUCGCUGGUGGCGGCCUGCCGCAGCCUGGCCCUCUCCACCUGGCUGCUCUCCUUCUGCUUCGUCCACCUGCUGUGCCUGGACUUCACCGUGGCGGAGCGGGAGGAGUGGUACACCGCCUUCGUCAACAUCACCUACGUGGACCCGGCCACGUCCGAGCUGCGCACCGACAGGACGGAGUGCGGCCGCUACGGGGAGCACUCCGUCAAGCGCGAGGCCAAGGGGGUGGUGGUCCUGCCGGCGGCCCCGCUGGACCGCCAGGCCUGCGACCCGCACACGCGCUUCGCGGUGCCCGCGCAGGCCGUGCCCUGGAUCGCGCUGAUCGCCCGGGGCAACUGCACCUACAAGGACAAGAUCCGGCACGCGGCCGCGCAUAACGCCACGGCGGUGGUCAUCUUCAACGUGGGCUCUGCCAAUGCCAACGACACCAUCACCAUGCCCCACCAAGGUACGGGGGACGUGGUCGCCAUCAUGAUCCCUGAGCCAAAAGGCCGUGAAGUGGUGUCCCUGCUGGAGCACAACAUCACGGUCACCAUGACGAUCACCAUCGGAACCAGGAACCUGCAGAAGUACGUGAGCAGGACGUCGGUGGUGUUCGUGUCCAUCUCCUUCAUCGUACUGAUGAUCAUCUCGCUCGCCUGGCUUGUCUUCUACUACAUCCAGAGGUUCCGCUACGCCAACGCGCGGGACCGCAACCAGCGCCGUCUCGGCGACGCAGCGAAGAAGGCCAUCAGCAAGCUGCAGGUCCGCACCAUCAGGAAGGGCGACCAGGAGACGGAGGCCGACUUCGACAACUGCGCCGUCUGCAUCGAAGGCUACAAGGCCAACGACGUGGUCCGCGUCCUGCCCUGCAGACAUUUGUUCCAUAAGAGCUGCGUGGACCCCUGGCUGCUGGACCACCGCACGUGUCCCAUGUGCAAGAUGAACAUCCUGAAGGCGCUGGGCAUCGCGCUAAACGCCGACUGCCUGGACGACUUGCCUCUGGACUAUGACAUCGCCCUUGGCGGCGUGGGCGGGGUCGGCAUGGGCGGGGUCGGGGUUAUGGCUCUGGAGGCGGUGGUGUCCGGGGCGUCUAGCGACGGGACGUUAAGCGAAGGAGGAUCGUCGGUGGUGCUGGACCCUGGCGUGCGGCGGGUGGGGCUCCCUCAGGAUUAUCCGGACUCUGAUGUGCUGAGAGACAGUCCUUUGACCGCCACCACCGACACGCACACAGGGGAACUCCAGCCAAUGGGGGGCAGCACCUCCGUGGCAUCCUUCGUCAUCGCUGUAGAGACUGGUCUGUCCGACGAAGAGGGGUCUAUGGAACCACCUCAGAUGGGAGAAAAAUCCUGAAAAAAGCACAACAGAACCAAACCAGAACCGGGCCAAAUACAGACUAGAAUCAGGGUUUGUUUCCCUUUAUUGUCUGAGAGAUUUCAGUGGCCCGACAGCCGACUGAAAACCUCCUGAACCAAACCUGACUGCACUUGACCCAGUUAAGCCUUUCACCUGGUUCUAAAGGGGACCCGAUUGGAGUCAUUGGUAAUCCCAGAACCAUCGCCGGGGCUCGACUGGGUUUUUAGCUUCGGAAAACGCCAAACUCAAGUGAUCUUUGGGAGAUGGAUUUGAAGAUUGGUGGAUGAACCCAAACGGUCCGGUUUUGUUUCUAGAACUCUUUGGACUUCAGCUCUGACGUCGCCUCUUCUUUAAGCUCACCUCAGUGACAGUUCCAUAGUGACUUGCAGUCCCUCAUGUCAGAUCCAGUUCUGUUGGUUUUGACCCCAAAGACUUUUGAGUUACCACAGAGGCCCCGCCCCAAUUCUGAACGGUGUGGAUCCAAUUGGUUCUACGUUCUCCGGUGCCCGUUUGUUCCUGUUCUUGUUUGUGGGCUCUGGUUGGUCUCAGACAAGUCAGGCACCGGUUCCGGUCGUUUUACAAACCCAUGGGUCGGUGUGUGUGGUACCGCCGCUCAACAACAGUAUUGUGUCUUUUUUCCCUCCUGUCCUCCCAAACUUUACAGUUUUCUGGCUAAGUUUUCUUUUUGGUGCUCCGAACAACGAUGACUUGAAGGGUGGGGGAUGGGCAGCUACAGAGCGGAGACGGGUCAGAACAUUUCUAAACUGGGAAGCACAGACGAAACGUCAACAAAUCCACAACCCAAAUUCUUUCAAGAUGGCAUCACAGCGGACACUGUGUGGCCUUCAGUCGCCUCAAACCAGAUCUUCCGUCACCUUUCUAACACCUUCAUCUUUGGACCGGACUAUCACGUCUUCCCGCAAAGAACUUCUGUCGUUCUUUUUGCCUUUUGUUGCAUUUUCUUGGAAUUUUCCCUCAAAAAUUCCACCCGGGAGCUGUUUUAGUAAGAACCCCUCCCCUAAAAUUUUUAGUAUCGCUUGUAACAAUUUGGUCAAAAUACUUCAGAACCGGCAAAGAAAACGCCUCAAAUGAUCCACAAAGUGACAUACACCCCCAGAACUCUGGGAACCCUUCAGGUCCAAAAGUGUUCCUUCACUGUAGCCCCUCCCCCGGUCCCAUCUGUUGCUGCGAUGCUGCCUUUUAAACCCCUCCCCCAAAUUUUAAGUAUUAGUUGUAAUAAUUUGGUCAGAAUGUUUCAGAAAAUUUUAAAACCUCCACAAGAACUGGACCGGCAGAGAAAACGCCUCAAAUGAUCCACAAAGUGACGUACACCCCCAGAACUCUGAGAACCCUUCAGGUCCAAAAGUGUUCCUUCACUGUAGCCCCUCCCCCGGUCCCAUCUGUUACCGUGAUGCUGCCUUUUCAACCCCUCCCCCAUGACAAUCGAAGGUGCCAGCGUUCACCCGAGCCUCACCUCUGAGCCGGAACCAGACGAACAGAAGCUGUGAAGAAGACGUUUGUCCGCCAGCGUGUAAAUAUGAUCGUUCCCGCCAUCGGCCGCUCGACGCCGGGGGGUUGCGGGUGCGAAGCCUCCCUGGAGAGAUUCAGAUUGUCGUCUAUUUUGAUACCAGAGGAGAUGUUUAUUUUUGUAACAGCACAGACUGACCCCUGCCCCCUGCCUGCAGGAAUCUGUUUGAGGAUCAAUGUGCCGAUUGGUGAUGGAGGCGGGAUGAAAGGUCAAAGGUCAGCCAAAGCGUUCGGUUUCCUCUCUCUGUAUAUUUAAACCCAUCGUAGACCCUCGGUUCUCCCCGAGGAAACCUCCUCACACCUCGUCCUGACUGAAGCUCCUCGUCGCCUCCCGUGUUGUAAAAGAACUCUAUGAUGAAGGUGCGCAUGCACUCGCAUUUGUACGUUUUAUUGUUGAACGAUGUUUUAAUUAAAGAUGUUUUGUGUCGUGAGCUUUAA